AUGGCCACCAAAGACACCUUGUUCCGGUCGGCGAACAUGUCGCUGACGCAGUUCUACAUCUCCAACGAGAUCGGUCGCGAAGUCGUAUCCUCUCUCGGAGAACUUGGUAUUGUCCAGUUCCGUGACCUCAAUGCCGACACCACCGCAUUUCAACGUACCUUUACAAAGGAAAUUCGCCGCUUGGACAAUGUCGAGCGUCAACUUCGGUACUUCAGAAGUCAGAUGGAGAAAGAGGGUAUCGAGAUGCGAAGCCGUUUUGACUUUGAUGACGAUAUGCUGUCCGCUCCGCAGGCAAACGAGAUCGACGAGCUUGCCGAGCGGGCUCAGCAGCUCGAGGGCCGUGUCAGCAGUUUGAACGAGAGUUACGAGACGCUAAAGAAGCGUGAGACUGAGUUGACAGAGUGGCGCUGGGUCUUGAAAGAGGCAGGUGGUUUCUUCGACCGGGCUCAUGGCCAGACAGACGAAAUCCGACAAAGCAUCGAUGAUGACGAUGCUCCUCUGCUGCGGAACGCCGAAGCCGAGGAAGGCCAUGGCAUGAAUGGCGAUGCCGACCGUCAGCAGCAGUCCUUUGCUGUCAUGAACAUCGGUUUCGUCUCUGGUGUCAUUCCUCGAGAAAGACUGCCUGCCUUCGAGAGAAUUCUGUGGCGCACUCUUCGUGGCAACUUGUACAUGAACCAGUCCGAAAUCCCAGAGGUUCUCAUCAACCCCGAGAACAAUGAGGAGGUCAGAAAGAACGUCUUCGUCAUCUUCGCUCACGGCAAAGAGAUCAUCGCCAAGAUCAGAAAGAUCUCCGAGUCGCUAGGUGCCGAUUUGUACAGUGUCGAUGAAAACAGUGACCUUCGUCGCGAUCAGAUUCACGAAGUCAAUACCCGCCUUAGUGAUCUUGCCAGUGUUCUGCGAAACACCAAAAACACUCUCGAUGCGGAGCUGAACGCUAUUGCCCGGUCGCUUGCCGCUUGGCUCAUCGUUAUCAAGAAAGAAAAGGCGGUAUAUGAUACUCUCAAUCGUUUCUCCUACGACAAUGCGCGCAAGACCCUCAUUGCCGAGGCAUGGGUUCCUACAAACUCGCUUCCCCAGAUUCGCGCAACUCUUCAGGAUGUCAAUGAUCGUGCCGGCCUUUCGGUUCCCACCAUUGUUAAUCAGAUCCAGACCAACAAGACGCCUCCUACUUACAACAAGACAAACAAAUUCACCGAAGGCUUCCAGACCAUCAUCGAUGCUUACGGCACGGCGAAAUACCAGGAAGUCAAUCCUGGUCUGUACACUAUCGUCACCUUCCCCUUUUUAUUUGCUGUCAUGUUCGGCGAUUUUGGCCAUGGUACGCUCAUGGCCCUGGCUGCUUCUGCUAUGAUCUACUGGGAACGACCUCUCUCUCGCUCCAAGCAGGACGAAUUAUUCGCCAUGGCAUUCUACGGACGCUACAUCAUGCUCAUGAUGGGCAUAUUUUCUAUGUUUACCGGUCUUGUCUAUAACGAUGUCUUCUCCAAGUCCUUCACGCCUUUCGAGUCGGCCUGGGAGUUCCCUGAAGAGGGCCGUCCAAAUGUCAAUGGCCACCUCAAAGGCUCCUAUCGAUACCCCUUCGGCGUCGAUUGGGCAUGGCAUGGGUCUGAGAAUGAUCUCCUUUUCAGCAACAGCAUGAAGAUGAAACUGUCCAUCCUCAUGGGUUGGGCGCACAUGACCUUCGCGUUAUGCUUCUCAGCCGUCAAUGCCCGCCACUUCAAGUCACCGAUCGAUCUUUGGGGCAACUUUAUCCCUGGCAUGAUCUUCUUCCAAGCUAUCUUUGGCUAUCUUGCCUUCUGUAUCGUCUACAAAUUCUCGAUCGACUGGCAAGCCGCUGGUCGCAACCCGCCAUCUCUUCUCAACAUGCUCAUUCAGAUGUUCCUAUCCCCUGGCAACGUCGCCCCUGGCGAACAACUCUACUCCGGUCAAGCUGGUCUACAAACUUUCCUUGUUCUCAUCGCGGUGGUUCAGGUGCCGAUCAUGCUUUUCCUCAAGCCGUAUUAUCUGAAGUGGCAACACCAGCGUACUACUGCACAAGGGUACCGCGGUAUAGGGGACACUAGUGAUGUCACUCAUGCCCUUGAUGAUGACGAGGAACCACGCAAUCGCGACCAACAAACCAAUGGUCGGCCAUCCCAGGACUCGGAUGAGGGGGCCAUGAUAACGGAGAAUAUUCAAGGCGAGGAACACGAAGAGUUCGAGUUCUCCGAAGAGAUGAUUCACCAAGUUAUCCACACCAUCGAGUUUUGUCUCAACUGCGUCUCUCACACGGCGUCUUACCUUCGGCUUUGGGCUUUGUCACUCGCUCAUCAGCAGCUUUCGGUCGUGCUCUGGAACAUGACUCUGUCCAAUGCCUUCACCGCCUCACCAGGCGUGGGGCAGGUAAUCAUGAUAGUUGUGACCUUCUGGUUCUGGUUCUGCCUCACCAUCGCCGUGCUGUGUGUCAUGGAGGGCACCAGUGCCAUGCUGCACUCUCUGAGAUUGCAUUGGGUCGAGGCUAUGAGUAAGCAUUUCAUUGGCGACGGCGUCACAUUUGAGCCAUUCAGCUUCAAGAUUCUGCUGGAGGAAGACCCUGUCGAGUAA
Molecule: messenger RNA, 2583 nt
Organism: Cyphellophora europaea CBS 101466
Lineage: Eukaryota; Fungi; Ascomycota; Eurotiomycetes; Chaetothyriales; Cyphellophoraceae
Exons: 1
Coding region: 1-2583 (860 amino acids)
Biological process (GO): vacuolar acidification; proton transmembrane transport
Cellular component (GO): vacuolar proton-transporting V-type ATPase, V0 domain; vacuolar proton-transporting V-type ATPase complex; fungal-type vacuole membrane
Molecular function (GO): proton-transporting ATPase activity, rotational mechanism; ATPase binding
Source: RefSeq, a predicted model, not a curated record